UACACGGCGAGCACAGAAGAACCACUCCUCUGUAUCGAGAGGCAUCAUGCAUCAAAUGAACAUGAGAUCGCUCGGUGUGGUUGUUGUUGUUGUGGUGCUGUGUGUGUGCCCUGGAGCUCUGGGUGUGCAGGUUAAGGUCGGAGACAGGAGCUUCCCCCUGGAGGCAGUGAAGCAGCUGAAGGAGCUGAUGGAUUUAAGCGAAGAUGUUAGCCCUCGCCUCGCCGAGACAAGUGUUGUGGCCGCUUGUGAAAACCCUCUCCUGCCUCAGGUCUUUCAGCCAGUUUGCCAAGGGAGGGGCACAGGCACUGUGUUCUCCAGACUAGUGUACAUCAUCACGUCUUCGGAUCCCUGCGAAAUAUGUGCCAACCCCUCCUGCUUCGGGUGUGCGAACUGAGGCGGCCAUCUGCAGAACAUGCAAACACAUCGGCCGAGAGCCCCUGAGGGCGUCAACACCUUCCACAGCUCUUCAAUGUUUCUUAGAAUAAUUAGGAAAAUUUCACCCGGCAACCAAACCCAAUAGGUCUCAAGGAUCAGUGUUCAUCACACCGGAUUUUAAAAGUUUCAUUAAAAAUGUUAUUAUAUGUUUUGGUAGAUUGGUUUUCUGUAAAGUGUCAAAACAGCUUUUCUGCUGUGUUUGAAUGUUGCGUUCUCAAAUAGAAUUUUUUAUUUAUUAAGUCUGUUGCAGCCUCUUCACAA
Messenger RNA from Paralichthys olivaceus (Japanese flounder), 696 nucleotides. RefSeq names its product guanylin-like. The record is from RefSeq and is a predicted model, not a curated record. Gene Ontology annotation, molecular function: guanylate cyclase activator activity. Lineage: Eukaryota; Metazoa; Chordata; Actinopteri; Pleuronectiformes; Paralichthyidae. Gene Ontology annotation, cellular component: extracellular region.